UACAUCUAUUCUGUCCUUGUGAUUAUUUUUUUUCAAACCCAACAAACAUGUCAAGCGCCCAGCAAAACUUCAAUGCAGGCCAAACCCAUGGCCAGACUCAGGCUAAUGCAGAAGAUUGGAUGCAAUCCACAAAGGACUCAGCCGUGGCUGCUGCAGACAGGGCUCAUGCAGCUGCUAACACAACAGGACAAACUGCUGAACAAAACAAGCAGGAAGCUGCAGGUUUUCUCCAACAGACUAAAGAACAAGUGACAGACAUGGCUCAAAGUGCUGUGGACAGUGUGAAGCACACACUUGGGAUGGACAAGAAGUGAAACUAAGUCAUCUUGGUUUCAUUUGUGAAAGUGUCUAACUAUUCCUUUAAUUCAAAUGGAAUAGAAUAAUUUUUAUGUUUCUUGCUUUUUUCCCAGUUGUUAGCUAGGGAUUAGCAAAAACUAAGUAUUUAUAUUCAUUUAUUGGUUAUAUAUGGUGCUUUGUUGAAGAAAGCCAAUGUCAGUUGUAAUAAAAUAGCUUCUUUCUAUUUUUUUUUCUUGUUUUAGAGCUAAGCUUUCUGCCUUUUGGCCGAUGUAAUAA
This is a messenger RNA of Gastrolobium bilobum, 573 nucleotides long. Its product is annotated as late embryogenesis abundant protein 7. The record is from RefSeq and is a predicted model, not a curated record. The transcript is spliced from 3 exons. Lineage: Eukaryota; Viridiplantae; Streptophyta; Magnoliopsida; Fabales; Fabaceae. The coding region runs from base 48 to 314 and encodes 88 amino acids.